Molecule: messenger RNA, 1393 nt
Organism: Dendrobium catenatum
Lineage: Eukaryota; Viridiplantae; Streptophyta; Magnoliopsida; Asparagales; Orchidaceae
Exons: 2
Coding region: 113-712 (199 amino acids)
Source: RefSeq, a predicted model, not a curated record
CUUAUUCGUGUUGCAUUCCCUGGGUUCCGUAUCCGCUCGAUAUUACCAAUCGCCGUCCCUCCAAAAUUGUCGCACAAAGUCGGCGCUCAGUCUGCAAAUCUCUCCACCCGCCAUGUUUCCCCUCUGCCUUUCUUCCACUCCCUCGUUUCUCAUCUAUCUUCCGCCCCAAAACUAUUUCCAAACCCGAACCCUAACUCCCUCUCCGCUCUCCUGCAACCUCCUUCGUAAUCAAUCGAUUAAUUAUACAAGAACCCUCACCUACUCCCCCAUCCACUCCUCCAGCGAGUCCUCCGCAUCGCCCCCGCUUCUCAUUGAGGAUAUCAUUGAAAGGGAUUGGUCCUUUCUCGACGUAGACGCCGUUAACUCCGACGAGGAGCGCCGGCGGAAGAUCCACCGGAACAUAUCAGCCGCCACAAUCCGAGAGGGAUCUCGCGUUCUGGUGUGCAUGGGGAGUGAGUGGUUUGUUGAUCGGUUGGUGGAGUCGGCGCCGAGCUGCGAGCUUCUUCUGAUCAUCCACGAGUCGCUUUUCGCGCUGGCGAUGAUCAAGGAAAAGUAUGACAAUGUGAGGUGUUGGCAAGGAGAUAUCACAGCCUUACCAGAGAGGUUUUCGCGGUUUGAUGCGAUGUUUGUGUGCUAUUUUCCUGGCAUGGGCGUGCCCUUGGAUCAGCUUCUCAGCUCGGUUGGCAGCCGUUGCUCUCCAGAUCACAGAUAAAUUAUGGGUUCUGUUUUAUUAUUAUUGUGAUAUAUCCAAUUUCAACCUAAAGGCACUGAGGCUUGCUGGAUGCCUGUGAAUGAAGUUUUGAGCAUACAAACAAGGAUUAGACUUGAUGUGCCAUUCAAUAGAGGCUAAUGUGAUUGAUAUUAAACAAAAGGGAUGGUUAGGGUAGAUGCGAGCUCACUUUGUGCCUGUUUAUCGAGGAAACAUUAGUCAAUUGAGAAAUAAUCCAAUGGAUGGUUUCACAAGGAAUUUAUAUUGUAAGUCUUAAUGCCCUCUACAAGGGUAUAACACUUCUGAGAUGAUAAGGCCUGCAAAAUAUUGCCCGGACAUUCUAGCAGAGAUCAACUCAUAACUUGUUUGUGUGCAUCCGUCCUCAAGAUUUGUUUUAGACUUUCAUCCGUCCUCAAUAUUUGUUUUAGACUUCCAUCAAGCCAUGUAUGUUUGAGGUUUGUUGCUUGUUGGUUCUUGUUUUAGUUUAGCUUUUAAAGUUUAUAUGUUGGUAGCUCAUGCUUAUGCGUACAAGUGUUGGUUGGUGUUAUGGGCCUCUUCUUGCCCUCUCUCUGUCAAUGCCCAGUGCCUUCCCCCGCAUGUUAAGGCACAUGGGACUUUAGGUUUAGUUUUCUCAUCAUACAAUUGAAAAUAAUGUUGGUUUAUAAAUAUUAAGUGUUUCGCUUU